Molecule: messenger RNA, 6886 nt
Organism: Acanthopagrus latus (yellowfin seabream)
Lineage: Eukaryota; Metazoa; Chordata; Actinopteri; Spariformes; Sparidae
Gene: pvrl2l
Product: PVR cell adhesion molecule related 2 like
Exons: 10
Coding region: 692-2188 (498 amino acids)
Source: RefSeq, a predicted model, not a curated record
ACACACACACACACACACACACACACACACACACACACACACACACACACACACACACACACACACACACCGGGCGGCAGGUGUCAGCAGAACACACCCUUCAGCGCAGGUAUGCAGCUCUGCCGCUCCUCCGCCCUGCAGACUGCGCCUCGCCCGGGCGGUGCAGCUGAGCUGAGAGGACUGUCGGUAUUACGGCUCAGGUCCUCUUGGUGACGCUCUGCUGACAUCACUCUGAUAGUCCCCGCUCAGCCCUCCCGCAUCAGACGCACGGAGCUCCGCCGGCUCUCUCUCACACUCCGUCCGUCCGCACUUUGUUUCCAUUUCGCUCCUCUUCGCCGCGGCCAAGACGCACCACCACCACCACCGCCACCACAGCAGCAGCAGCAGCAGCAGCAGCCGCGGGCUACCUGUGCGCACUGCGGCCGGCCCACACGGGGAGGGGUUUGACUCUUCCUGUCAUUAACACACUGCGAGGACGGGAGAGACAGAAACUAAACACGGUCCAGGGGGACGGACGCGCAGAGGCAGCGGGGAAAAGAACAAACCGCAACUUGGCUGAUUUCAACCCGGGCGGUCUGAACUGAACUCCCAAGUUUUCUCGGCCGAUCGCAGAAGGAAUAACUAGGAGCGCGGCUGCCCGUCACAGCGCUGUUGUGGAUAUUUACGUCCACCUUGUCUCCUGUUUAGAAGAAUGGCGAGAGAUUACGCAGCACGCUGUCCGGUCUCUCCGGUGAGGAACACUUGGCUGGUGGCGGCAGCGAUCCUCCUCGCAGCUCAAGGUAUCGGGGCUCAGAAAGUGCGGGUCGAAGAGGAGCUGGAGGCGUAUCCCACGGAGUCCGUCGACCUCCGCUGCCAGUUCAUCGACGGAGGAGGCCGCACCAAACUCACACAGGUGUCUUGGAUAUGGGAACCCAUCGAUGGUCAGAGGGACAACAUCGCUGUGUACCACCCGAUCUAUGGACAGAGUUUCCCCAACUUGUCCUUCAAGGACCGAGUUGUCUUCCUCCAGAACAGUCUGGAGAACCCGUCCAUUAGGAUUUCUAACCUAAAGAUGUCCGACGCCGGCCGCUACACCUGCGAGUACGCCACCUACCCUUCUGGAAACGAACAAGGGACGACCACCCUCAUCAUGCUGGCCAAGCCUAAGAACUCGGCCAACGUAGUGACGGUCCAGGCUGGCUCCAAGUCGGUGGUGGUGGCCCAGUGUGAGGCAGCGGACGGCAAACCGGCAGCCACCAUCAAGUGGCUGACGCAGGUCGGAGGCAACCACUCAACCAGCACCAUGAACGGGCCGGACGGCACGGUGACCGUUCGCAGCGAGUACCGGCUGGUUCCCACGCCGGCGGAUGACGGCAGGGAGUUGACCUGCAUGGUGGAGCAGAGGACGCAGGAGCGGCCGUGGACUCUCUCUGUGAGGCUCUCUGUGGAGUACCCUCCCUCUGUGUCCAUAGAGGGCUACGACAACAACUGGUACGUCGGCCGCUCGGGCGCCGUGCUCUUCUGCCAGGCCAACGCCAACCCGCCGCCCACUGACGUCACCUGGACCGCGGCCUCCGGCUCUUUGCCCGACACGGUGGUGGUGGACGGCAACAAGCUGACGGUGAGGAAGGUGGACGACGCCGUCAACACCACUUUCAUCUGCGAGGUGAAGAACAAGCACGGGGCCAGCAGGCACCAGAUCACCACCAUCGUCAUCGAGGAGAAGCGAACGAUCACCCCGGGCCCGUCCACAGGCGCCGUCAUCGGAGGCAUCGGAGGCGCCCUCGCCUUCAUCGGCCUCAUCAUCGGCGCCAUCUUCUACAUCCGCAAGCGCCAGGAGGACGCAGAGGGCCCCCCCAAGCACAAGCCCCCUCCCCCGGUGAAGGCCGGCAGCUCGACGGAGAUGCUGAACAAGCCAUCAGAGCCUCCCACGGCCACAGAGACGGCACCUCUCAGCCCGGGAGAGGUUUACUACGAGCCCACAGGGGGCGAGCCUGUCACGAACCUGGAUGACGAGACCACCGGAGCGCUGAAUGGCGGCGCCCCCGCCGUCCUGGGCGACCCGGCCAAAUACGACAACGUCAACGAGCUCAAGGACCACGUCGCCGACGGCCACCACGGCAACGACUUGGACGCGACCAGCCGCGAGGCGCCGGCUGCCAACAUCUCCCGCGGCGAGAGCUUCGUGUCUUCCGCUAUGUACGUGUAGCGGCGGCAACCUUAGCUGCACAUCACAGGCGUGCGGGCAAGUUCCAGGUCACCUAAAUUUGCAUGGAAAGCAACGGAGAGCACACUACGAAUCCCAUCUGUUGUACACGAAACUUUUUUUUAAGAUAUUUAAGUUUUAACCGACAUAUGGUGGCGUUCUGUUCAUGAGUUUAUAUUUCUUUAAGAGGCACAUUUAUGGGAGAUAAACAAGUUUUUAGCGGUGACUUCUUGGGUGUAGGAAUGUCAGCAAGGGAAGGGAGCUUUUCUUUGUUUUUAAUCAUAUUUAUAUUUAAGAUAUCUGUUCAAGAGAAGCAAAAAUAUCAAUGUUCUCAAAGCAAUUUAAGAUGCACACACACACACACACACACCUCACACACAGUAGCUCAUGAUAUCCGACAAGCCAGACAGCCAUUGAAAUCGUGUGUACUGCAUAUGAUGAGGCGGGCUUCCACAAUGAUUCAAUCACACGGCUGAGAGGUGUCGCAAGCUAGGUGGACUGGAACACUCCCCUCAGCUAAUUAACGCACAGCGCUCUGCCGCUCUGCGUGACGCUCGCAGAUCAAAACUUUUCACCGAGAGAAAACAAAAAAAAAAAGAAAAAAAAAAGGAAAAAACAGCGAGACGACGGCAUUUUCAGUGGAUCCAGUCUGAUGUAUUAUUAUGCAACAUUUUGUGCCAUGAACACGUGGCGUCCCCAUCGCGUCGCGCGUGAAGCCGCCGGUCCCGAAACUGUUCCGUCGAAAAACAUCGGAAAGUACAAACUACCGUCUUUUUAAAAUCCCUUUUCCAGAGUGCUCCUCGUCCACGGUUGGUUUGGUUUGAAUUGCGUACGGCUUGAAUUCGGUCCCAGGAGCUCCGACGUCUGAUAAUCUGGCUCGACGGGGCAGCUUAAAUUAAUCACCGAGAUGUUUGGGAAAAAAAGUAUUUCAGUUAUCAUCCACUCCCGACAGCCGAGAGGAACAGCCUUCCCCACUCUUGCCCAGGCUGCAGUCCAGUAAAGAAACAUUCCGCUCUAUUAUGUUGUCAAAGGGAGCCUCGUCCAUCCGGCCGCGCUCAUUAGCGGCUAACGGAGAGGAAGCGACAUUGUUUUUUUGGGGGGGGUUUAAGCUCCCCAACCUGGCAACGUGACGUGAUUAAGAUUCCACCAUUCAUUCAUUUUUUUUUUUGCAAGAGUUGGUGAGGCUGCGUGUCGGGGAGAUGAAAACUCGUUUACAGCACACACACACACACACACACACACACACACACACACACACAGACACACACACAUACACCACAGGUUUCUUACAUGCACACACACAGAAAAAUGGCAACGUUUGUAUUCAGUCCUCAUGAAAUAAGUCACAGGAUUACGGCUGUAAGCGUCACUAAGGAAUGUAUUUGAAGAUGUUCGGCGUGUAUCAGAAAGACAAACUGCCAUUAGCGCCAUUUUUUUGUACAGAUGAGAAAUGGUCACCGACUCUGAUACACGCAGAACACGAGGGGGGAGCUGCGCGUUUGAGCCGAUCGUCCGCUUUUAAAUGGCUGAAUCGCUAAAAUUUGGUCUUCAUAGAUGUCAGAUGGUACCAAACAGUGUAAAUAGUAUUGAUUAUAUUGAUGAUAUAAUAUAUUGUUGGUGAAACGUGUACACAUGAAAAAAAAAAGAAAAAAGAAAAGAAAACAAGUGUAGGUGUUAUCAGUGCCUCUGUACAGGGGGUGGAAGUUUGUUAAAUGUCAAAUUGAGGGAUUUGAAAACAAAAACAAAAAAAAAGACGUGUAUAUUACUAUUUUGCUUUUCACGGGUACAUUGAGGUCGUCACUUAAUACUAAAAAUGUUUUAUUUGAAAAGUGUAAAAUGAAACGACACAACAAAACAAACAAACAAACAAACAAAAAAAAAAAGAAAUGAAGUGGUGUGGGUUUUACUCCUUGUUCAUAUUACUCUGCAUGGCAUGAUCGGUGGCUUGUUGAAACACUUUCCCAAGGCUGUUUGCGGAAUAAUCUUCUUCAUUUGUUUAAAAAAAAAAAAAAAAAAAAAAAAAAAACACUUCUGAAUGUCAAAAAAAAAAAAGAGGAAGCUGUUUUUUUUUUUGUUUUUUUUUCCAUCGCCGUCUCGAUGCAUCUGUCACAGUCACACACACACACACACACACACACACCACGAGCACCAAGUCCAAUUUAAGUUGAGAGAGCGGGACUUUUUUUUUAAUUUCUUUUAUUUCCUUUUUUUUUUUUUUUUUACUUUUUUCUUUGGUUCGUGUCGUGCGACGGCUCGGCGGGCUGCCUUGUUUUGUCUUUUUGUUGUCUCUGGUGCUGAUCCGAGAUGCAGUCAGCGUGGAAUCGUCAUCUCUCACGGUCGCAGAGUGCAGCACACACACACACACACACACACAGAUGCAAUCUCCCCGUCGCCUCUCUCUCUCUCUCUCUCUGAUCUUGAGACCUCGAGGCCAACAAGUCGUCACGAGUUAUAAUGCCGACGGUCUGACGGCGGGCUGCAGAUGACCAGAGAAGCACACAGUCCGGUGCAGACAGGUAUGAAUGUUGAUGGAGCCGGCAGGUAGAGAUUCAAACCGGAGGAGGGCCACAGAAAAGGAGACGUUAAUGAGAGGCGGGAAGUGUUUUUUUCACCGCAGCUUUUACCUUCACGUGCGACGUCGUCACCAAAUGCAAUUUAAUUAGUUUUUUUUUUCUGACGUAUGACAAUCAUCUGUUGGUAUUUAAUUGUCGCUGGCUUCGCUGGAGAGGCUUUUAUUUUAUCGUGUGUGUGUUCGUCGUUGUUCUAGAAGUGCCACGUCCGUCCUGGAGAGGUCGUUUGAUUAAAAAGAUUAAAGUCACAGCUUUGUUUUACAAACUGGGUCAUAUUCGGUUGUUCCCAUCUAUGUUGUUUUAAAGAAUGAAUCAGCAGCGUGAAUUCGGGGCCGAUGCAGGAUAAACCGAGACUUCUGCGACAGCUGACGGUGUCUUUUGUCUGUCUGCUUUUUGUGUCUCAGAUGUUUAUUUUUUAUUAAAGGGAAUGUGUGCAUGCUGCAUGGACCUGUGGGAUGAAAGCUGUUUUAUCACUUUGCACGAAGAAUCGGACCUCCGUGACGAAUGUCUGGCGUUCUGACCGGCCGGGAUAAAACAUUUCUGCAAACCACAGAUUUAUUGACAUUUGUACAAAACAUGAUUUAUAGUCUUCAAGUUAUAUGAUUAUUAUCUGAUUGUCGUAGCGGGAGGUGGAGGGAGCGGUGACGGAGCUACAGGUGACAAAUCUGCUGAACGGACCGCAGUAAGAGUGUUUCAGCAUUUGUAGGUGUUAAACUGUUGGAUAUUUUGGACGAGGGACCACGAUUCCACUGGGCCUGUUCCUGCCGCGUUACAGUCAUGACAGUUCAGCCAGUUUAGACGUUACAGCAAAAACAUGUUUGUGACGGUUAGUAAAAGGGUAUUUUAAGCCACAACAUGAAGUUUUCCUGACCCAGUGGGUUUUCUGCCAACAUCUAACCAGAAGACAAGAGAGAAACAGAAAGCUCGACCUAAAUAAACUAAACUUGCGUCAUAAAGACGUUUAAAGUUUCAGCGUAUCUGUGGUUUUGCAGAAAUGCACUCACGCUGGUGAUCGUGCUGUCUGUGACUCUCUUUGUCAGACAAUCACGUACAAAUGUGUUUAACAGCCCGGCUCCUGCAGAACAAAACGUGUCAUGAAGGGGAAUUAAAUGUGAUGGUUUUGCCCUUUUGUGUGUAAAUUAAUUUCCUGAAAUGAAUGCAUAUUUAGUGUUCUGUGGAUUAAUGCGCCUAAUGUGUUUGCCAGCGGGCUGCUGUUGAUAGAUUGAGCGAAAGGGGGGGAAAAAAAAAAAAAAAGACAAUCAUUGGGACGUGUUGUGUCAGAGGCCUGUGACUCAGCAGAGUUUCAUCUCCGCCGUCUCGUCUUUGGGGGAUCGUUCAGUUUUACCCAGAGCCUUACGUUUUAAUAGAGUUGCUUCGUUCGUGACGUAUCUGUAAUUCAGAUCUCGACAGCAGCAGGAAUACAGUCAGGAAGCCGCCUCCUCUAACAGAUACUGCAGAGAAACAUUAGCUCACGCUCAGUUUCCAGCCUGUGUUUGCACAGAGUCGACACUUACAAGAGCUUGUUGUGUUGCAGUGAUUUCUAGAUCGAGUCUCUGGGUCCGUCUCUUUUUUUCUUUUUUUUUUGUGGAAGCAGAAGUCUCCCCGUCGCCCCCUGUUACGGGUUCGAUGCCAGAAACACAAGCUGUGAAUGUCGGCGAUAACGCUGUUCGGUCGGAAUCCGUUUGCCCUCGUUCUUUUUUUUUUUCUUUUUUCUUUCUCCUCCCCACACACACACACACUCUCCGUUCUCUCUCAUUCAUCCAUUGUCAUCACAGCUUUUCAUCACGGAGCCAGACGUGCCUUCUUUAUGUUAUUUUUAGCUUUUCUGUUCUUGCACUUCUUGUCUGACAGUAGAACGGAUGAUGAAAGGGGGGAAACACACAAACACAGGAUGGGUUUGACAUUGAGGAUGGCAACGCUUGGAAAUAAUAAAAAAAAAAAAUUACAAAAAAAAAAAAAAGGAAACCAACACACUGGAGAUGUAAUCAUAUUUCUUUGUGAAUGUUUAUUGAUUUUCUUUCACUUACUUUCUUUAUCACGGAUCAAUUAUCAUUUUGUAUGCUUUUUGGGAAACUUACUGUACAUGUUUUACAGAUCAUUGUCUUGUCAAAUAAAAUGUAAACCAAACAGA